AACAAAGCAUGAAUACAAAGACAAAAUGAAACCUACUACUAGUUCCAGUUGAUCCUGCGUUUACAGCACUACAGUUCCACAGCAUUAGCCAUUAGCACUAUAAAUAAAUAGAGAACACGCGAAACACCUGAUUCCCCUCCCCAGACGCCGCAGAGUCAGAGAGAGAGAUUCACUGAAACAGAGCGCAGAAGAAAAUACAUAAACUAAUCCAGAAAAUGAGCAGCGGCGCUGGAAAGGUGGUGUGUGUCACCGGCGCUUCCGGUUACAUUGCUUCCUGGAUAGUCAAAUUCCUCCUCAAUCGCGGCUACACCGUUAAGGCCACCGUUCGCGACACAAGUGAUCCGAAAAAAAUAAACCACUUGGUUGGCCUCGACGGUGCUAAGGAGAGGCUGCACCUCUACAAGGCGAAUCUUCUCGAAGAAGGUUCCUUUAACUCUGUCGUUCAAGGUUGCCAUGCUGUGUUUCACACUGCUUCUCCCUUUUAUCACAAUGUCAAGGACCCCCAGGCUGAAUUGUUAGACCCAGCUUUGAAGGGGACUCUCAAUGUUCUGAAAUCGUGUGUAAACUUGCCGACGCUGGAACGCGUUGUUUUAACCUCUUCUGUUGCUGCAGUUGCGUACAACGGAAAGCCUCGAACUCCCGAUGUAGUAGUUGAUGAGACUUGGUUUUCUGACCCGGGUUUCUGUAGGGAAUCACAGAUGUGGUAUACACUUUCAAAGACUUUGGCCGAAGAUGCUGCCUGGAAAUUCGUAAAAGAGAACAACAUUGACAUGGUUACUAUUAACCCAGCAAUGGUGAUAGGACCUCUCUUGCAACCAGUCCUUAACACAAGUGCUGCUUCAAUUUUAAACGUAAUUAAUGGUGCACAAACAUUUCCAAAUGCAUCUUUUGGUUGGGUCAAUGUGAAAGAUGUUGCAAAUGCCCAUAUUCUAGCAUAUGAGAAUGCUUCAGCUAAUGGAAGGUAUUGUUUGGUGGAGAGAGUGGCACACUACUCAGAAAUUGUGAAGAUUUUACGUGAUUUGUACCCGACAUUACAACUUCCAGAGAAGUGUGCAGAUGAUAACCCAUAUGUGCCAAUAUAUCAGGUAUCCAAAGAAAAGGCAAAGAGCUUGGGGAUUGAAUAUACUCCUUUGGAAGUGAGCCUCAAGGAGACUGUGGAUAGCUUGAAAGAAAAGAAGUUUACCAACUUUUAAUUUGUGAUAUCUCCUAGAGGAGAAAACGUUAAUAAUAGAAACCUUGUGUGGUUGGUCACUUGGCUUGUGAUGCUCAUGCUUCUGAACAAACUUACUAUUAAAUAAGACUUAAAUCAAGAUUGGUAUAAGUACUGAAAGAAGCCAUUCUUGGUCUGAUUUGUACCGGUGACAAUUAAGUUUCAAACAUGCGUUUCCAAGUAGAGUUUGCAUUACAAAUUGUAUCCCCGUUUUUAUUAUAUUACUAGGAAAUGUCUGAUGCAA
Molecule: messenger RNA, 1454 nt
Organism: Glycine soja
Lineage: Eukaryota; Viridiplantae; Streptophyta; Magnoliopsida; Fabales; Fabaceae
Product: cinnamoyl-CoA reductase 1-like
Exons: 6
Coding region: 216-1193 (325 amino acids)
Molecular function (GO): oxidoreductase activity, acting on the CH-OH group of donors, NAD or NADP as acceptor
Source: RefSeq, a predicted model, not a curated record